UUGAAGCCCCCAGAAUAAAGCCGGCUGAGGAAGGGCUGGACGAUGAGGCAGAUCUUUUAAACAGCUCCGUUAUGGAAGGGCCGCCGAGCAGUCUGUAUGGCUCCUGCCCCUUGGUGGAGGACAGUUUCAGCCGCCUCUCGUCCCAGAGCAACAUCUACGGGCUGACCGCCUUCUCCACGCCUGAGGGAGGCUGUGACCUGUUGACCGCCACCCUUAAAGGGAAGGUCAUCUGUUUCAGAUACCAGACCCUCCGACAGAAAAUCCGGCCAGUGGCUAAGGAGGUUCAGUUCACCUACAUCCCAGUUGAUGCAGAAAUCGUAUCCAUUGAUGCUUUCAACAAAUCUACCCCAAAAAGAGGCCUGGUCGUUGGAAUAACCUUUAUUAAGGAUUCUGGUGAUAAAGCAAGCCCGUUCCUCAACAUCUACUGCGACUAUGAGCCGGGAUCCGAGUAUAAUUUGGACUCCAUAGCACAAAGCUGCCUUAACCUGGAGCUCCAGUUCACUCCGUUCCAGCUUUGCCAUGUGGAGGUUCAGGAGAGGAGGCAGCGUGAGACUGUGUUCCUGCUCAGUGGCCACGACCAUCAGAUACACCUGUACAAAGAGAACGAAACUCUGCACCAGUUUGAAGAAAGGCCAACAGAAUUCCUAUUCCCAGAGUUAACCGACCUACCCAGCCAUGUCCUCUGGCUUGACGUUGUCAACAUUCCCGACUCUACCAGACGGCUGACUGCUUUCGGGUGUCAGAAUGGAUUUGUGGGAAUUUCCCAUGUGGAUCAGGAUUCAAAAGUUGUUCUGCAGAGUUGGAACAUACAACAGGAUGGGCCGAUUUCAACUGUCCUGCUCUUCAGAUUACCUACUGACAGCAAUGAGGGCUAUUCACCUGGGAGCUGCAGAACUACUAUUGGUCCUGACACUGGUGAAGGUAGCGACUCUUUAGAGGACUAUAACCUGCUGGUGACCUCCACAAUCGAGCUGUCAGUUGUUUACAGGGACGUGCUGAAGAACGGCCUCAGUGACCAGGCCAUUCUGCCAGAGAGUGAUCAAUAUGACAGUGUCCUCUGUGCACUGGUAACCGAUGUAGACUUCGAUGGAGUGAAGGAAGUUCUGCUUGGCACCUAUGGGCAGGAGUUACUCUGCUACAAAUCCUGCGCCGGAGGGGCUCCAGACCCAGAGGCUGUGGAAUCAGGACUUGCCCCCCGACUUCGAGGGGAAUUCCGGCUCCUGUGGAGAAGAAGUUUCCAGAGCCCCCUGCUGUCCAUGGCCUACGUGGACCUCACUUGUGAUGGUCUCUGUGAGCUCACUGUCGAGUCCUUGAAGGGGCUGCAUAUUCUGCAGCAUAGCUUAACCCAGACAGCCAGCCUGGUCUUGCAGAGGCUUCACUCCAGAGUGUCGGCUUUGGAGAAGAGUUUGUCACAGAGCCUGGCAGGUGUGGAGCUCGAUGAGCCUGAGGCUGAAACACAGGCGACGGAAGGUCCAGAGAGUUUUGCGAGGACUGAUCAGGAGGAGGCGGCUGAAUGUAACGGCUGACGUGAAACCCACUGAGCAUUGAUGCUUUAAUUUGCCCCCACUUCUCCCCUCAGACUUAUCUCACUUUUGCACCACUCGACAAGACGCCUUCGAUCAUUCUUCGAAACAAAAGCAGCAUUUAAAAACUGAUAAGGGAGGAGGGCAAGUUUACCCCGCCUUCUGUUUGGAGGAGCUUCGCAGGAGAGGUGGGGGGGCUGGAUAUUAAACUGCCCAACAUUCCAUUCCACACCAUGUGAAGCCUCAACCCUGUCAAAGUUACCAAGGUGGCUGAAGAUGAGAGCGAGAAAUUAUGGAAGAGAUUCACAGGGAGGUCAUUGAAGUUGAUGAGUGGGAAAUAAUUUCUAAUCUCCCAUCUUGUAUUCCGACGAGUUAUUUUACCUCGACAGUUUCAGAGGUUGAAGCUGUGACCCACAGCUCCACAGUUCCUGAGGGCAGCUUUUAAAUAUCCACAUUUUCCCGCCUCUUUGUCUUUCUGAAUGAAGUUGCUGCACGUUUUGAUUCCUCCACAGUUUUGGGAGCUGUAACCAUUGCACUUUCAACAGGCACUCGAGAUUGUGGGUCCCACCCAAGAGAAUGAGCGCAAACAUCGAACACUACGCCGCAGGUGCUGGACUGCCGCAGGUGCUGGACUGCCGCAGGUGCUGGACUGCCGCAGGUGCUGCACUGCCGCAGGUGCUGCACUGCCGCAGGUGCUGAGGAGACUUUAAAUCGAGGCUCCGUCUGCCCUUUCAGGUGGGCGUAAAAGAUCCCACAGCCACUAUUUCGAGGAGGAGCGUGGGAGUUCUCCUUUGUCCUGGACCAAUAUUUAUCUCUCAACUAGCAUCACUGAAAGCAGAUUAUCAUGUUGCUGUUUUGUGGAGUUUAUGUGGAAAUUGCCUGCUGUCAUUCUGCACCAAAGAAAAAUUAUCAUUCAAACACUUUGGGACGUCCUGAAAUCAUGAAAUGCAAGUUAUUCCUUUGUUAUUAAAGUUUUAAAAAUA
Molecule: messenger RNA, 2506 nt
Organism: Carcharodon carcharias (great white shark)
Lineage: Eukaryota; Metazoa; Chordata; Chondrichthyes; Lamniformes; Lamnidae
Gene: kptn
Product: kaptin (actin binding protein)
Exons: 12
Coding region: 72-1526 (484 amino acids)
Biological process (GO): negative regulation of TORC1 signaling; actin filament organization; cellular response to amino acid starvation
Cellular component (GO): KICSTOR complex; lamellipodium; actin cytoskeleton
Molecular function (GO): actin filament binding
Source: RefSeq, a predicted model, not a curated record